GCCUGCUCUCCCCUCCUCCCUAGCUGGCUGGCUGGCUCGGUGGGCGCUCAGUGCGCAGGCCCCGGGAGCGGGGCAUUUUAACAGGGACAAUAAUAGGUGGCGUGUGAGCCGGGAGCCGCUCAGAGGGAUGGGAUCCGAACCAGGAGAGCUCUGCAGCUAGCAGCACUGCUCGGCCGGCACAGCAAGCGGGGACUCGGGAAAGGUAACGGGAAUACCGCCAGCAUGGACAUGGGGGUUAAAGGAGGCAGAGGGAGCUCUCCGAACACUGUGUGAUCUCUGUCAUUGAAAUAAUGAUCAUGGGUAUGGAGGUAUCUGUAAGCAGAGCAUACACACGGUAUAUGUGUGCACAGUGCGAGUACAUGGCUGUACCCAUAUAAUGUGUUAUAUAUCCUGUAUACAGUUUGUGCAGUCUGUAUAUAGUGCAUAUAUUCUCUAUAUAGUCUGUGCAGUCUGUAUAUAGUGCAUAUAUUCUCUAUAUAGUCUGUGCAGUCUGUAUAUAGUGCAUAUAUUCUCUAUAUAGUCUGUGCAGUCUGUAUAUAGUGCAUAUAUUCUGUAUAUAGUCUGUGCAGUCUGUAUAUAGUGCAUAUAUUCUCUAUAUAGUCUGUGCAGUCUGUAUAUAGUGCAUAUAUUCUGUAUAUAGUCUGUGCAGUCUGUAUAUAGUGCAUAUAUUCUGUAUACAGUUUGUGCAGUCUGUAUAUAGUGUAUAUAUCCGGUAUAUAGUCUGUGCAGUCUGUAUAUAGUGUAUAUAUCCGGUAUAUAGUCUGUGCAGUCUGUAUAUAUCAUGUAUAUAGUCUGUGCAGUCUGUAUAUAAUGUAUAUAGUCUGUAUAUAUCUUAUAUAUAGUCUGUGUAUAGGGAAAAUAUCCUGUAUAUAGUCUGUGCAGUCUGUAUAUAGUCUCUAUAUCCUAGUUUGCACACAUACAGCACUAUAUGCAGGGUCAGGGUGUGAGCACUUUUAGUAUGGGAGCACUGUUAGUAUGGUAGCACUGUUAGUAUGGGAGCACUGUUAGUAUGGGAGCACUAUUAGUAUAGGGUCACUAUUAGUAUGGGAGCACUGUUACUAUGGAAGCAGUAUUAGUAAUAUGGGAGCACUGUUACUAUGGGAUCAGUAUUAUUAGUAUGGGGACACUAUUAGUAAUAUAGGAGCACUAUUAUUAGUAUUGGAGCAGUAUUAGCGAGGGAGCAGUAAUAUUAGUAUGUGAGCAAUAUUAUAAGUGUGGGAGCACUGUUACUAUAGGAGCAGUAUUAUUCGUAUAAGAGCAGUAUUAUUCGUAUAAGUGCAGUAUUAUUAGUAUGGGAGCAGUAUAUAAGAGCAGUAUUAGUAUACGAGCAGUAUUAUUAGUAGGGGUGCAGUAUUAUUUGUAUAAGAGCGGUAUUAGUAGGGAAGCACUAAUAUUCAAAUAAGAGCAGUGUUAUUAGUAGGGGAGCAGUAUUAUUCGUAUAAGAGCAGUGUUAUUAGUAGGGGAGCAGUAUUAUUCUUAUAAGAGCAGUAUUAUUACUAUGAGAGCAGUAUUAUUACUAUGAGAGCAGUAUUAUUAGUAGGGGAGCAGUAUUAUUCGUAUAAGAGCAGUAUAUUAUUAUUAUUAGUAUGAGAGGUAGUGGGUAAAAUGGACUGUUUGUGGCCGGGGUGAGCGCUGUGUCCGCUGGGUGUGAGGUUCCCCGUGACAGGCUGGCGAUGUGCAGCCAUAGUAAAUAGCUUGCCGCUCUGACACAUUCAGGAGAAACAGAUGGCAGCUAAUGACGUCACGUAUGACGCGCUCUUGGUCUCAGAAUCGAUUUCAGCACCAUGGAGAGAGCUGUGACUGUGACAGCAACAGCAACACAGGACAGACUCGGGGGGAGGACACUUCCGCCCUCUAUCUCUCACACUCUCACCAUCCCUCUGUCUCUCACACUCUCUCACCAUCCCUCUCUCUCUCUCACUCUCACCAUCCCUCUGUCUCUCUCACUCUCUCACCAUCCCUCUGUCUCUCACACUCUCACCAUCCCUCUGUCUCUCACACUCUCACCAUCCCUCUGUCUCUCACACUCUCACCAUCCCUCUGUCUCUCACACUCUCACCAUCCCUCUGUCUCUCACACACUCUCACCAUCCCUCUGUCUCUCUCACUCUCACAAUCCCUCUGUCUCUCUCACUCUCUCACCAUCCCUCUGUCUCUCACACUCUCACCAUCCCUCUGUCUCUCUCACUCUCUCACCAUCCCUCUGUCUCUCACACUCUCACCAUCCCUCUGUCUCUCACACUCUCACCAUCCCUCUGUCUCUCACUCUCUCACCAUCCCUCUGUCUCUCAUACUCUCUCACCAUCCCUCUGUCUCUCACACUCUCUCACCAUCCCUCUGUCUCUCACACUCUCUCACCAUCCCUCUGUCUCUCAUACUCUCUCACCAUCCCUCUGUCUCUCACACUCUCACCAUCCCUCUGUCUCGUUCAGAUUGGGAGAGCAGGUACAUUUGCUGUUGCUAGUCUCUGAUCUCAGUUUGUUUAUAGUAGACAGGGCUGCUAUGUCACAUCACAGGCCUGAUCUUAUCCACACACACAGUACUUCUCAGCAUCACACCUCACCGCUAAUGAGAGACACACAAUGAGAAACUGAGACAGCUCAGAACCAACAGCUAAUGAGAGAGACACACAAUGAGAAACUGAGACAGCUCAGAAGCAACAGCUAAUGAGAGAGACACACAAUGAGAAACUGAGACAGCUCAGAACCAACUUCCUAAUGAGAGAGACACACAAUGAGAAACUGAGACAGCUCAGAACCAACUUCUAAUGAGAGAGACAGAGAGAGAGAGAGUUGAGAACUGACACCUAAUGAGAGAGACAGAUAUUGUUCAGAAUUUACAGCUAAUGAGAGGGAUACAAUUGGAAACUAGGAGAGCUCAGAACUGACAGCUGAUGAGAGAUGCACAAAGAGAGAUAAACAGAGAGAGUUUAGAGCUCACAGCUAAUGAGAGACAGAAAGUUCAGAACAGACAGCCAAUGACGCAGGGGAGGAGAGAGACAGAGAGUUAAAAACUGUCUGCCAUUGAAAGCGAGAAUAUUCAGAGCUGACAAGUAAUGCAAGAGAAAGAAAGAUAGUUCAGAAUUUUAAAAGUUAUUGAGAGGGAGAGAGUGUUCAGAAGUGAUAUAAUAAGAGGGAGUUCAGAACUCACAGCUAGUGAAAAAGUGAGCUCUCAGAUCUGUCAAUGAGAGGGAACUCAUAUCUGACAGCUAACGAGAGAGUGUUCAGAAGUGAUCCCUAAUGAGAGAGAGUUUGUGUGUGUGUGUGUGUGUGUGUGUGUGUGCUUCUGUUGGGAAAUGAGGGCAAAUGGCAGUUGGACAAUAUAUUUUCCUAUAAAUUAUACUUUUAAACAUAUAUUAUAAUAUAUAAAAAAUAUUUAUUUGAGUGUGCAUAUAUUCAGGAGCUCUCUAUGAGUGAACAGUGACGAUAAACUUCAGCCAAUGGAAAUAAAAUGUGUGCUUUCUUCUUUGCUAUUAUUUACAUGUAAUACAAUGCCUCUCAUUUGUUAUAUAAUUCCAAACCACACUAGCUUUGAUUUCUUCUCCAUUUCAUCAUAACAUCAUAUCAGUCCUCAAACUGCACAGAAUGAAUCUUUCCCAUGGAAACUAGAAUUAAAUAAAACAUUACCCUAUGCUAAUGCAUGGUUUAAAAUUCUUACUUUGUCAUUUUCAUGCAAAGGUCAAAAUCAGAUUUUCCACAGUCAACCACUGUUGCAAUGAAGCAUUUGCAUUGAUAAUUGUCCUUUAUACACGCAAAGCAGUCUCCUUUACAAAGCUAGCUUGACUGCAUGAUUUUACAUGUUUAUACAGUUCUAGGCACAGACUUCUUAGUUGCUGUAGCUAAGGAGCAAUAUUCAUAGUACUGAGCUUAUACAUAUUUCUGUAUGACUCGAUCCUGGUGGAGGAGUGCCACAAAUGUUAGUUUUAACACCCACUGCUUCCUCUUUGCAGAUUUGCUUUUUAGGCUGUCUAGAUUUUCACAUUUAUAGCGUUCUCUUUUCAAGUACUGCACAGUGAUUACUGCUACCAUUUUCUUCAAAAGAAGGAGAUAAUCCAAUCAUGACAUGUUGUUACUGUGUAAGCCAGACAAAUAACAUAUUUCUAUAUUGCGGCUGGAACAAACAGGACCGCGUUUAUAAAUGUAAAAUCAGAGAAAUUAUGGAGAAAAUUGGCAAUGCUGCAGGGUUUUCACUAAAAUGAGAAUUGAACGUUAAUUAAAACUGAAUUUCAAAAUAAAUGCCAAAAUAGCCAAACUGGAAAAAAUCUCUAAGUUAGCUAUGCUUCCAUUUCAAUUACCGUGGCAUAAAAUUUAUAAUUCACUGUGAAUUCUCAUUUUCGCAAAUAACCCUGCUGGCGUCAGUAGGUGAAUCAUUUAGUUGUUUUCAGUGCCGAAUGCUCCAGAUAUAGUACUCUUCCUCAGAAUUGUUCCUUUUUCUUUUUUGCUGAAUGUAGGCAAUGCUAAUGCCACCUAUUUAUUUUAAUUACUGAACUGUUACAUAUUAAAUAUCAUGACUAGAAUUACCAGACCAGGAUGAGGUAAAAUGGUGUGAUUUUCUCAAUAUGCUUUGUUGUCAGUGCCACUGGGUCAUCUUAAUCAUGUGUCAUUUAGAGUGAUUGAAAAUGUGCAAGUGACGUGUAUGGAUAAAAAAUUGAGGCAUGCAUUGUGAGAUGAUUUUUUAUUAAUUUACUGUAUGACUUUAUUUUACAAAUACUGUUUAAACAACAAUAUGCAUAGGAUAGGGCAUUUAUGAUUUUAUGAGAUAUAUAAGGGACAGAGCAAUAAUUAGCUAUUGUGGUUGGUGGGAAGUGAAUAGAAAUUAAAGUGUGGUAAGUAUGUAAUUAUGUACGUUAUUCUGAUACUUUGUCAUAGUGAGGGUUCUCUAGAAAGCAAUGCAAGAUAUCAGAGACCUAUGAUAAAUUGCAUGUACCUGAGUAGAAAUAAAUAUAUAAUUAAAGACUAAGAUGAGCUUUAAUAAAGUACCACUAAAGGUACCCAGACCACUUAAUCACAAUGAAGUGGUCUGUGUGCAGUGGCCCUCUAGCUUUAAUCCCGCAAUGUAAAAAAUUACAGCCCGUGGCAAAACAGCAGGAAUCUCUGAGGUAGAGAGUGCAACCAGGCCCCUGUGUUCCCACUGUUACAGAAAGCUCAGGAGAUAGCCAGCUGGCCACCUUAAGGCCCCCCUUGGGACAGGUACUUAUUUACUAAGGCAGAGUAGGCAACUGCUUACCUGGAUGGCAGGUGACUACUUUGUCGAAAUAUACAAGGGGGGAGAGGGGAGGUAGGUGGCGAGGGAGCGCUGAUGUUCUUGCUGUUCCUUACUGCUCCCUGGUGUGCCAUGAUGUGAUGCCAGGAGCUGAAAUAUGAUGUGACUCAGGCCCUGGCAUCAGUAAGCAGCAUGUGAGAGAGCAGUGAGUUAGAGCAGGAAGAGGAGUCACUGGACCUAGGGACAGGAUCCCCACCGGACCCCAGAGGGAAGAUUCCCACCAGGCUUCAGGGAGAGGACAUACACCAGCUUAGGCAGGCUGGAUAGGCCUAAAAAAAUUAAAAUAAAACCACAAUAAAUAAAAUUAAUUUGUGGCUAUUUGUGCAAGAAUGUGUAAAUGUGUGAGUAUGUCAGUAUCAGUGUGUGUCUGUCAGGGUGUGUCAAAUCAGUGAGCAUAUGUGUCUGUCUUUAAAAGUGUGUGUCAGUGUGUCAAAUCAAUGAGUGUGUGUGUGUCGGUAAUUCAGUGUCAAAUCAGUAAGUGUGUCUCUGUCAGUGAAUGUGUAUGUCAGUGGCGUACACAUGACCCAUGGGGCCCCGGUGCAAAAAUUGAUCUGUGGGCCCCCCCAACCCCCCCGCGCUUACUCGGCGCGGGUUGGGGUCGCAACACAUGAUGGCGGGCACCUGGUCGCAGGGGUUGCAGGGCUGCAACCCCGCGACCGCGGUAUGCACACACACUUAAAGGACCACUACAGACACCCAGAUCACAUCAGCUCAAUGAAGUGGUCUGGGUGCCAGGUCCCUCUAGUUUUAACCCUGCAGCUGAAAACAUAGCCGUUUCAGAGAAACGGCUAUGUUUCACUGAGGGUUAAUCCAGCCUCUGGUGGCUGUCUCAUUGACAGCUGCUAGAGGAGCUUCCGCGAUUCUCACUGUGAAAAUCACAGUGAGAAGACACUCAACGUCCAUAGGAAAGCAUUGAGUAAUGCUUUCCUAUGGGCGGUUUAAAUGCGCGCGCGCCUCUUGCCGCGCAUGUGCAUUUCGGAGCUGAGAGGCGGACACUGGGGAGUCCGACGCUGGAGAAAGGUAAAUGCUGAAGACACACACACACACUCUCACGAACAGACGCAUACACACUAGCUAACAGACACACACAUUUACUGACAGAGACACACUCAGCGACAGACAUACAUACACACUCACUUACAAAACAUACACUUUCACUGACAAACACACACUCACUAACAGACAUCAAACACACUCAGUAACAGACACACACAGUAACACACUCACUAGCAGACACACACCCAAUAACAGACACAUUCACUGACACACACACUAACACAAGAGAAACGGCUAUGUUUCACUGAGGGUUAAUCCAGCCUCUGGUGGCUGUCUCAUUGACAGCUGCUAGAGGAGCUUCCGCGAUUCUCACUGUGAAAAUCACAGUGAGAAGACACUGAACGUCCAUAGGAAAGCAUUGAGUAAUGCUUUCCUAUGGGCGGUUUAAAUGCGCACGCGCCUCUUGCCGCGCAUGUGCAUUUCGGAGCUGAGAGGUGGACACUGGGGAGUCCGACGCUGGAGAAAGGUAAAUGCUGAAGACACACACACUCUCACGAACAGACGCAUACACACUAGCUAACAGACACACACAUUUACUGACAGAGACACACUCAGCGACAGACAUACAUACGCACUCACUUACAAAACAUACACUUUCACUGACAAACACACACUCACUAACAGACAUCAAACACACUCAGUAACAGACACACACAGUAACACACUCACUAGCAGACACACACCCAAUAACAGACACAUUCACUGACACACACACACUAACACAAACACUGACACACACUAACACAAACAAACACUGACACACACACAUACACACUAACACACACAUACACUAACACACACACACAUACACUAACACACACACACAUACACUAACACACACACACACAUACACUAACACACACUAACACACACACUUUUUUUUUUUCAAAUUUAAUCCCCCCAGCCUCCUUACCUUUCGGAGUGUUGGGGGUUUCCCUGGGGUCCAGUGGUGGUGCUGCUGGGCUCCUGGACAGCAGGUCACUGGGUGGGCAGGCUGUCUGGGCGGCGGGCGCGCGAGGGAGCACUUUCCCCUGUGUGCUUCUUCUAUAGCUCCCUCGCGCGCCGCGUAGGGAUGCCGGCGCCGGAAGAUGACGUCAUCUUCCGGCUCCGGCAUCAGUGCGGUGCGCGAGGGAGCUGCAGAGGAAGCACUGAGUGCUCCCUCGCACGCCCGCCUGCCCGACCGGCCACCUGCCCGCUGGGGUCAGCAGGGCCAGCCUCGGGGGACCCUGGGGUGGCCGCCUCCUGGGCCCCCCAGGGGAAGAGGCUGUCCCUGUGGGUACAUACUGGGUCGCAGGGGCGGCCGGGCCCCCUGGUGGGCCGGGCCCAGUCGCAACCGCGACCCCUGCGACCCUGGUAUGUACGCCACUGGUGUAUGUCAGUCUAUGUGUAUCUGAAUGUGUGUCUGUCAGUAAGUUUCCAUUUGUCUAUCAGUGAAAGUGUGUGUUUGUUAAACCAAGAGUGUAUGUCAGUGAAUAUGUAUCAGUGAGUGCGUGUGUCUGUCAGUGAAAGUGUGUGUUGGUUAAACAGCGUGUGUGCCAUGUCAGUGAGUGUAUGUCAGUGUAUGUAUAUAAUUGAGAGUGUAAGGGGGUUACCUUCUCUGAUUCAUGCUCCGGAGUGCUAGUUAUACACCCUGACUACAGUUUUGUAGAAACUGCUAUAUUUACAUUGCAGAGUUGAACAGAUAUCCAGUGGCUGUCUUCACUGUGAGAAAUGAAUCAACCUGAGUUAUCAAUCAAAUGCUGCUUUUGUAGCAGCUUUUGACUGACUCAGCGCAUGUACACAAGCCUCGCAAUGGUUCACUAUGGGGAGGCAUUGGAUUGGCUGAGAACAUCAAGACUGAUGAGCUCAUCCAUGGAGGUAGGGCAGCUGUGGUUAGAGCACCUUUGUGAUAAAAAGGUACGUAAACUUACUUUUUUACUUCACUCUGAGGGAGAGGAAUACAGUAAUCCUAAAGGACAACUGUCACCAUUUUUAAUAACCAUAUUUAAAAGAAUAAUUAUUUCACCAAGUUUUGAAAGGAAAUAGAUUGCUUUUAAAAUGAAGUAUAUGUAAAAAUGAAAAAAAAAAAAAACUUUAGUAUAUGAAAGUUUAAUUUAGCCAUACACAUGCACCUUGGGUCAGACAGUGUUUGAAAAAAGACAAUUAGGGGUAGCCCUACAUUGAGGGGACAACCUGACCUGACCACUGCUGUGGCCUGGGUGGACCCGGGGGGGGGCGGGGUUUGGGCUCCGUCCCUUGCCUCGGCCCUCCUGGCUGACCCAGCUCUGUGCUGAACACAACUCCCUCACCCUCUUUCCUAUCCCCUCUUACUCCUAUCCCCUUCCUUCUUCUUUCUCUCUUCAGACAGGUCUUCACCUGACCAAUAAAAUAAUUGAGGGGUGGACAUCAUACAGAUAACUUAAGAACCCCGAUGACAGCAGGUGGACACAUGGAACUAGGGACUGCAGGUGGUUUACCACAGACGAGGCUGGGGCUCCCCAGCCACAUUCGAUGGCUAGCAACCUACAUGCACUUGGCCCCAAACAGGCUCCCACCCACCGUAACAUUUUGCUUAAGUACUUCCUCCUCCAUUAAUCACUGUAUAUUUGCAGAGUACCUAGCGGAACCUAUGUCUCAACAAUGUUGCCAAUUCUGAUUCUACCAUGGUCAAACUACUGCUUAUGUUUCUGCAUACCACUGUAUAUGUCACUGUCUACCACUCAAACACAAAUAAAGAAUGUAAAAAAAAACAAAAAAAAAAACAGACAAUUAGUCUCCAUGACCUUCACUGCUUUGGUUUUCAAACACUGUCUGACUCAAGGUGUAUGUAUAUGGCUAAAGGAUCCUGUCAUAUACUAUAAGUAGGGGCGAGUUUUUCUUAUUUUCUUUUCUUUUUGCAUAUACCUCUUAAAAAAAUAAAUUUUCUUCCAAAACUUGAAGAAAGGGUUAUUAUAUAACAGAUGGCAGGUCACUACAGUGUUAGGAAUGCAUGUUUAUAUUACUAACAAUCUCUGUAAUGGAAGUGUAUGUGACAACAACAUAUGAUUUGGAAUAAUUCUUUAACUCAGCUAUAGUCACAGCCAGACUAUUUUUGCCUAAUUUUGCAAUUCAUUUUUAAGUAAAAAAACAGCAGGUUUAAGUCCACCUCUUGUGGCUGUCAGUAUGACAUUCACUAGUGGCCCUUCUGCGGCACAGAAUGAGUAAAACUUAUUCACAUGAUGUGGAAUGCCCAUAGGAAAGAAUUGAUUCAAGUUUAAAGGGACACUAUAGCCACCAGAACAACUACAGCUUAUUGAAUUUGUUCUGGUGAGUAGAAUCAUUACCUUCAGGCUUUUUGCUGUAAACACUGUCUUUUCAGAGAAAAUGCAGUGUUUACAUUACAGCCUAGUGAUGACUUCACUGGCCACUCCUUAGUUGGCUGUUAGGGAUCCUUCCUGGGUCAUGGCUGCCUCAAAUGCAUCCAAACAUUCAGUAUCUCCUCCCUCUGCAUGUAAACACUGAACUUUCCUCAUAGAGAUUAAUUGAUUCAAUUCAUCUCUAUGAGGAGAUGUUGGUUGGCCAGGGCUGUGUUUGAAUCAUGCUGGCUCUGCCCCUGAUCUGCCUCCUUGUCAGUCUCGGCCAAACCUAUGGGGAAGCACUGUGAUUGGAUCAGGCUACCACUUCUGAUGAUGUCAGUAGACCUAUUGUUUUUCUGAGUCUAACAGCAUUCAGAGUUACAGCUUCAGGCUUGAAUACAGUAAGCUUUUGCUAUAUUUAUGGAGGCAUGAGGGGCCCAGGGGGAAUAGAGAGUGGUUUUAACACUAUAGGGUCAGGAAUACAUGUUUGUGUUCCUGACCCUAUAGUGAUCCUUUAAAUGCACACUGUGCUUGCCACACAUCCACAUUAGGUCUCCAGUGGUCCCAUUUUUUUUUUAUGUUUGGAAGAGCAGAUUCGUAACGCUAUGGUGUUCCUUUUAUAUUUUGUUAUCUUUAUAUGUUAAUGGUGUAAUAUUAUAAGUAGAAACAAUGAAGUAAAAUGAAAUUUUUAACAUUUGCUAGUAAUUUUACUGGGAAGUUAUAGUGGCUUUAACUAUAUUUGGAGCAAUGUGUUAUACAUAUGAAGUGCAAUUUUUGGCACUAGUUUAAAAAAAAGACACAAUGGGAGUUAUGUAUAAUAAUUGUUGCAUUCACUUUUACAUUUAUACCAGUUUUGUGCUAAUGUGCCAUUGUCGUAUGUAUAAAGCUGUUACUCAAUCUUUAUACAUUCAUGACUUCUUUUUCUCUCUUUUCUGUACUGCUCCAAAGUCAUCCAUCUCAAUCCUGAUACUUUUUACUCUUUUGAGUUUUUUGCUCCUUUCUUAUCAUUUUAGCAUUGAUUGUAUUCACAGAAUAGUAACAUAAUUAAGGAAAAAAGACACAUUCACAAUUUGACAGUUAUAUUUAUUCUUUAAACUAUACUAUUGUCACCAAAACCACUUUAGCAUAAAAGUAGGUCUGCAUAAACAAAGUGAUUUUACAGAAAAUGAAUGUGAGACUGUAGGGGCCUGAUCUAUACACCAAAAGUGCAAAACUUAUACGUAUAGAUCUAACCCCUACAGUCUCACAUUUAUUUUCUGUAAAAUCACUUUGUUAAUGCAGACCUACCUACCUGCAAGUAACACGCACAGCACUUGUUAAGUGAGAUCUAAUGUUUACACUUCCUUUCUUUCAAAUUCUAUUAAUUUUAGAAUUUCAUAUCUCCUGCUCUGUUAAUAGCUCGCUAGACCAUCUUGGUAAUUGAAGUUCAAUUUAAAGAGCAGGAGAUAACUACUUUUAUUUUUAUUUUUUAUUCUUUAUUUUAAGUUGCCAUCAGACAGAGAUCAAUACAAGAGGCACAUUGCAUACAUUACAAAAUCAUAACGAUCGACUUUCCAGUAAAGUGUACAAUGUGUUAAAUCAAAUUAAGCUGCAGUGUCCUGUCAGAUUCUCAGAUAUGCAGUAUGAAUGGCUAUGAAUCCGACAACAAGAUUUUUAUUAUCAUAGAGAAACAUAAUUUAACAGUAGUAAUUCUGUUUACUGGGCAAGGGGGCAUUAUUGCUUUCUUCUACCAGGCCCCGCCUCCCCUAUUCCCCUCUCUCCUUCACUCUCAAGGGCACCUGAAGCUGAUGACGUCCCCCUUAAGUUGCUCCACUGGUUGAGCGGACCUCAGUGGGCCACAGGGCCCCCCAUAAAAUCUCUAGGUGGCUCGAUCACUUGUGGAAAAGACAAAUUAUAUGUUAUCUUUAUAGUCAUGCCACGGUUCCCAUAUCUUAUGAAACGAGGAAAGGGAGUUAUGUAGUGUUGCUGUUAGUGGAUGCAUUAAGUGGUUUUCCUCUAUCUUGGCCCUAACCUCUCCAAUAGAUGGAUGGGAUUGUUGCAGCCAGUGAGCUGCCAAGACUCACCUAGCUGAAAAAGUAAUUUUAUUACAUAGUUUAUUUUGCUACUACCUUGCUAUCCUUCAGGAGCGAGUUAUUCAGACGCCAUGUCCUUUGCGUUGGAGUCAGAAAUCGUCUUAAAGAGAGAUGAAUAUCUCCAUGGUCCGACCAGGAUAUGGACCGAAUGUCCACUGCCUGGACCACUGGAACAGUUUUCCGCGAGACUAAGAAAAGGUCGAUGCGGGAAUAUGUCUCAUGUAGGUCCGAAUAGAAUGUGUAGUUGCAUUCCCCUGGGUGGUGCACCCUCCAUACAUCUACGAGUUCACAUUCCUCCAUAAAGUUCCUAAGGAGUCUGUCAUUAGAAGGAAGGAGACAUCCAGCCUGCACAGGUGACCCGAGCUGACCAGGUAAUGGAGAUAAUGUAAAAACCAAAGAAAAUAAAAAGUUACCUGCACUCUCUCCUUAAUCCCUAUGUAUAUUUAGACAAAUGGAGGUCAUUUAGUUGCUCCAAUGGCCAGUGGAGGGAAUGCCCACCUGCCAACCUCAAGGCAGAACCCCCCUAAAGCGGGUCCUAACACUGACCCUUCAGCCUGCUUCAUUGAGCUUCUGGCAAAGAUAUCUCUAAUGAGCCAGAGGGGUAUUUUUUUAUAUAUAACCCUAUAUACUUAUUAACCCUUAAUAGGGAACACAUGGGAUGGGCGGCAGCAUUGUAACAAGGCUAUGUGAUACAAAGUAAAUACAAAUACAAAAAGAUAAGUCCUGCGCUCACUCCCAUCACUACUGGGCCGGCAGCAAUGACUACAGUACACAUCAGCCCCGAUAUAUAGUAAAAACCAAAGAAAAGAAAAAGUUACCUGCGCUCUCUAGAGCCUUACCUGCUGCCGGCCCAGUAAUGGUGAUAAUGGGCAUAGCAGAGCAGAGGAGGGAGGUGGCUCGACAGUUAAUGGGGCCUGAACUGCACUGCUCUAUUAGUUCAUUAUAGGUUGUUUUUUUGUGUUAGUAUUCUUUAUGAUUGGUAGGAGAUUUUCUACCAGCCCGGGCACCAACCCAUAAAACAGGGACCCAAGCCCCCACCCGUCGAUAGGGCACGCGGCCCAUAGCGGGAAGCCUGAACACUGGAUGCCCCCCUUCCAGGGUGGGGAUGUCACGGGGGGGGGGGAGCUCUGGUGUUCUGGCUUCCUGCUAUGGACCAGGUGCUCUAUCAAUGGGUGGAGGCACCGGCAAACCCACCCGAGACUGCCCCCAGCCAUCUUUCAUACCAGAGACCUCACCCAUCCAACAAACCCCAAAGUAGAAGCACAGCAAGGCAUCUGGGCACCCGUGGGCCUGCAGAAAGGCACCACCCAAGUCGGUCUCUUGUACCCUUCCCAAAACAAACCUAGCCCCUGCCAAGGAAUCUUCUCUCGGCCCCCCCGCUUCAGUAAUUGUCUCACACCACAGUGUCUUCUCAUUCUCUUUGCAUAUACUGUCUGUAUCUCAAGUUUUGUAUGUACAGAGUUAUUCGUACCUGCUGUAUCCCCCCCUCUUCACCCACACAUCCUUUCCCCAAAAGGAGGAUAAUCAUAACUCCCACUCGGGACUCCGACAAGAUUCCCAUGCCUCCGCCAUCCCUGCAGCACCCCCAAAACGGGCUGAGGACCACCAGAGGCCACCCCAGCCCACAUCAGCUCCCCACCGCCCAACCAACAGUAUCCUAGCCACCUUUCUGCCGCUCGGCUCGUGGUGUACUUUGCAGAUAACUUUUAAAAUAAGUAACAUCUAAUUAAAUAUGAAACCAUUUUGUUUUCAAGCAGGCUGUGUCACUCACAGUCAGCGGUGCUGUGGCUAAGACUGCAUGAACAGAUACAAACAAAAGUGAUUUAACUCUCAAAUUACAGAGAGACUGCAGGGGCAUGAUCUAUCAAAGUGUUAUGAAAAAUGUAAGAACAGAAGUGAUUUUGUUUUUGGUCUCAUAUCUAAAUGUAUGUAUAAAAUUUUUUAACAAUUAUCCAUGUCAGUUUUUCUCUUUCUAAAUUCCUUUUCAGAAAUAUCCAUUUCAGAAAAGACUGACAAAUUUAGAAUGGCCAAAAACAGAGUAAAACUAUACACUCGUUUUUGGAACAGGUGACAUAUGGAUUGAUAAAUCUGUUGCAUUGCAGAAACAUAGCAUACAUUCAAAAAUAAGGGUUAGGGAGCAAAAGAAUACAUAAAAAAUGAUGCACACUAAAUUAAUAAUCAAAUUCAAUCACUUUAUUAUACUAUCAAAAAAUAUAUUAUAACAAACAACUGUAAUACUAAAAUACACCAUAGGCAACAAGUCAAACAGUUACAUAGAUCCCCAAAGGUCUGGACCACUAACCCACCCCCCCAUACCCCGUAACAUUUCAGCACCAGUGACUUUUUUAAAGGAACGCCCACUCUAUGUUUAAUUUGAUAGUGUAAUUUGCAGAGACGUGAUUCUUUCCAAUGGUAAUUUACUACCUUAAAGGAGCAAUAUGUGCAACGUUAUAAUUAUUGUAGAUAUACUUUAACAAAACUCCUUUUUUCCAUGUUCAAGUGCAUCAUUAGGGCUGUAUAAAUAAAAAUAAAAAAAUUAUAAUUAUAAUUUAUUGUGAAGAAAAUCUGGUAUAUUCUGACUCAACCGCAACCCAUUGUAUCUUACAUUUUAAGUUUAAUAUUUAAUAGCUAUGGAUUUAUUUAAGUGACUCAGAGAUGUAACAUAUGAUGUAAAAUAAUCUGUUUAUAGUUUCUGCUGUGACAUAAAGUGCAUUAAAUGUUCAGCUCAUAUUUCAAACUCGCAUGAGACAAUUACAAACCAUAACAGGAACAAUAGGUUGAGAGAACCCUGCUCGAAAGAACUUACAAUCUUACCUCUUCUGCCCUUUUACUCUUGAUCUGUAGGACAAGUAGUCACAGAAUGUAUUCUGACUUCUUCAAGUCUUUCAUGCUAUUGUUAUGUUGUGUGCCCACUCAUUUCACUUUUAAAUCACAGCAUCAAUGGGAAUGCAUGGGCUCAAUACUUGUUUUCUCACUGAACAGAAUAAUUGACUGGGAAGGGGUGUAAUUUACGUUAGCAAUGUCCCUGGUUUGCCUAAAAAUCAUAGAGAUAUAUUUUAAAAUCAUCUACUGGAUUUAAUAAACAGGUCUUCAAAGAGAUGUUUAAAUUGGCCUUCAUUAUAUUUUUGUAUUUUUUUUUAUCCCCUUUGAAACUUUUCUACUCUAUCUUCAAAAUUAAAACUUCAAUUCCCCGUAUUAAUUCCACUGACUAUAUCUGCACUUUUUCUAGUUGCAUAAUGUCUGUGAAAGAUUAAUGUAGUAUUAACACAGUAUAUCAGUAUAGUGCUCCUUGCAACAAAUCUCUAUGUGUCUUCAACUUUGUGUGAUAAAGCUAAGAGUCGGUCUUUUAGCACUUUACAGUCAAGGCUGUGAAAUUCCCACUGUUGAUUUUGUUGCCUGAUAAAAUAGCUGUAAAUGGGGUGCUUUCUGACAGUCACAGAGAAGUGCAGCAGAUGUUAUUUUGUAGUAAUUAUGAUGUAUGAUAUAUCACAAUGCACAGAGCACUCAAAUUCUAAUUAGCAAUUAUCAAAAUGUUGUCUUUUUUUUUUCAUUUAUACAUGUAUGUAAAAUGUAACUUCAUAAUUGAUGGAAAAAAUGUGGCACAAGCACAUCGUGUUUCUUGAAUCCUACCUGCAUACUGCCCAAACCUACUUACUGGAGAUAUAUUUACAAUAAAGGGAUACUAUAAUGCCAGGAAUACAAAGCUGUAUUCCUGGCUCUAAAGCACCUCUCCCUGUCGUCGUCGUCCCCCCCUUCCCUCCUACCCCGUCACGAUGAAUAAAGGAUUAAAAACCAUUUAUUUACUUAUCUGAUCCCAGCUCCGAUGACCCUUGCGUGUAUUAGGCCUCGCCACAGUACCUGGUCGUUGAACGCCUGGAAAUAUUAUCGGCCUUGCGUCUCUGCGAACCCGGGCAAAGUUCGUACCACUGCCCUUUCAACUUCCUGACCAUCUUGACGAAUGACGUUCGGGAGAUAUGAUCUACCGAACAGGGGGAGCAUUAGCUCCAUAGCAGCCAGGGGGAGUGUUCAUCGGUGUUCGCACAGGAACCCCCGAAAGUGACCGGCCAUCUUGUCCAAUCUUCUGGAACUUUUUGGGCAAUCCCCUCAUGGCUGGUCAUUCAAAACUUUAUUCGAACAUAACAAACUCCACCAAACCGAUCUGAGUGCUUUUCGGAUAGGUUGUGCACUCAUGUAUUUUUGGGGUAUGUUAAAAAUGUAUGAAAGUUUCUGUAUUUGAGAUAUAAUGGAAUUAUCUUAAAUUGAGCUCAAUUAUCUCUCAAACACAAAGGCUCUUGGGAAAUAAACCCUUGUGUUCUUGAUCUGGAAACCCCAUGCUAGGGGCAAUGCAUAAAACCUGUGUGGGGCAGAAUAAAGUCAGUUGUACUCCCAGAACUGUGUGUCGUCCAGUUUCUGGGGAGGAGGUGGGCUAUUUACUUGGCAUUUUCUUGUUCCUGAUUCUACUCUUGGCGAUCCAGCACAGAAAAGUCCCUGCUAGGAUUAUGGCUCUGCUACACCCAGGAUAUAGGAUAAUGCAUUUAAAUUUUGCAGUGCUAGCUAGUUUUAAGAGAAAAACAGAAACAUCUGGCUUUUACCUUGUAGAUUUUAAAUGGGGUAAACAUAAAAGAAGGAAAAAUAAAAAUAUAUUUUCUAAGUCAUAUAUUAUCCAAGCAUGUCAUAAUAUAUGUUAAAUGUGAUCUGUCACACAUUUUUUCAUUGCUAUUGACAAUAUACAGGAGUAAAGGGUUGCAUUCAGUCAUUCAUAUUAAAAUAGAUUGAUGCUUGGAAAUAAAGGACAGACAGAUGGUAACUUAAAUGACAGCACUCACUGAUUUAGGGUACAAGAGCUGAUAUUUAAGGUCAAUUGAAUGUCUUUAGAGUGGCUUCUUGCAGAGGAUAAAGUGAUAAUCAUAACUUCUACUAGACUAUGGUGGUAUACAGCUUAUACACGCGUGAAUGUCAGGGGAGUGUUGCUAGGAAAAUGCCAGAUGUUUAGGAAUUCACGUUCAUUUGGGAAUACGUAUCACUGAAUGGAGUGACUGAAAAUGCAUAAGUCCAAGAAUGAAAGUGUAUAAUGAUAAAUUAGCCUGCCAAUGUUACUAAGAAGCCAUGUACUUACCAGCAGCAUUUUCAGUGUGAUGUAAACAAAAGGUAGGCAUUGAUACAAAGAAGCCUGAGAUACAGUGUGACCUUAUUUAGCUCAAUGACUAAAGCAGCACAGUUUGGCAAGCAAUAACAUUUGGAUUUGUUUAAUGCCCAGUGAACAUGAUCCCUAAACUCUCAUAACCUGAAGUAAAACCACUACUAUGGGUCAGCUGGGUGAGAUACAUGCAUAACAGCUAUAAUAUAGCACCAGUCUUAUCACAGAAGCUAAAACAAAAAUGUAUCCUCCAAGGCUGUACUAGAGAAUAAAUACAGACUGGCAUCUAUAUUAUGCUAACCGUAGCUACGAGUGUUUAAAAAACAAAAAUAAUAUUUUAAUUAAAGCAGUCACACCCCGAAAAGACAAGGCCCUUAAAUGAGGAUGAGAAGGAAAAAUGAAGACUCCUGUAUCAUACAGGAACAGAAUCAGGUCUAGAUUACUAGUGUUAGCCGUACAAAUAGUACCUUAAUCAGACUGUGUUAAAUUGACUGUACACCAGGAAAUUGAAUUCUGCUGUUUCAAAAGGUUGUUGCAUAAAAGGGUUUUGUAUAGCGCAGAUGUUAUUCUAACAAUACCAUGUAGAUGUUCUAUUUCUAGUGCACAAUAUCUAUCUAAUUAUCCCUCCAUUCAUCCAUUUAUAUGUGUAGUUUAGUGGUUUUGUAAUAUUUUAUUGCAAACCGGUAGAGCUAUGUUUCGGUCUCAGCCAGGAAUUGAGCAUGGGGCACUCAUCUUUUACAAUGACCAGGAAAGAGACAGAAUUACAAACUCCUUGUUCAGCAACAGGGAUAUAGGGUUUAUAAUAAAUGUGUUUUUUGUCCAUUAGCUGCAGGGGAAGGACUGAAAAUAUCAAUGUAGGCAUUAUCAGGCCCCUGUAAUAACCACCGUAGGUGGGUAUCAAAUAUAUCCGUAUUCAACACCAGAUGCGACUGAGGUGUUGGUCCAUUCCACUGUCCUUUCUCGCCUUGACUACUGUAAUCCGCUUCUCAGUGGUCUUACGUGCUCCCAACUUGCGCCGUUAUAGUCCAUAAUGAAUGCGGUGGCGAGGCUCAUCUUCCUGUCCGCCCGCACCUCCCAUGCCUCACCCUUUUGUCAGUCCCUACAUUGGCUUCCUAUAAAAUAUAGAGCUCAAUUUAAAAUUCUGGUUCUUGCUUUCCAAUCUCUACAUAAUGGUGCUCCCACCUAUCUAUCCUCCCUUAUACACAAGUAUGUCCCGUCUAGACGCUUACGAUCUGCUAAGACUUACGUCUAUCUUCUGUCCGUACUCCAAACUCUGAUGCUCGCCUCCAAGAUUUCUCGAGGGCUGCACCGUUCCUGUGGAACUCGCUUCCCUCCUCCGUUAGAUGCUCACCCAGUCUCCACUCCUUCAAAAAAUCGUUAAAAACCCACUUCUUCAUAAAAGCGUAUCAAUUAAAUUUUAAUAGCUCCUGCCUGAUUCCUCUUCUGCAACUAUCACUAGUCUAAUACUAUCCUUACCUUUUUGUGUCACUUUACCCCACUCCCUCUAGCAUGUAAAGCUCAUUGAGCUGGGCCCUCAACCCCUGUGUUCCUGUGUGUCCAACUUGUCUGGUUACAACUACAUGUCUGUUCGUCCACCCAUUGUAAAGCGCUGCGGAAUUUGACGGCCCUCUAUAAAUAUCAUAAUAAUAAUAAUAAUAAUUACAGCUGUUUUUAUAUUAAACAUUAAAACAAUAUUUGGUUUUGACCCUUUCACUGGGGCAUGUUUCAGCAACAUAUACUUUAAAAUAUUGUAAGAAUAAUCCACUUUAGUUUUUUUAUAUUUAUGUUCAUAUGAUAAUUUAUAUGGUACCAAUGGCUUUCACAUGAUGACAUGAGACAUUCUGUUACUUUACAUGUUAUAAUCACAUAUUAUUCAGAUACUCAUGUAUUUAAUUAUAAAUGAGUAAUAAAUAAAAGGUGUAUUGGCAUUACUUAUAUAAUAUUGUGCUGAUUGCUCUUAUUGCAGCUUGCAAGGAUGAGUGCGUGUGCUGACAUCUGUGGGUCCAAGCAGUCUCAGAACACCCCUGAAGGAGGAUAUCAUCGCUAUGGAGUUCGGUCCUAUCUACACCAGUUUUAUGAGGAUUGCACAGCUUCAAUCUGGGAAUAUGACGAUGAUUUUCAGAUCCAGAGAUCACCUAGUAGGUGGAGCUCUGCUUUCUGGAAGGUACAUAAUCAAAUCUCAUAACUCAAACAUUGUUAGAGUUUAAUGACACUGAUAGGGUAAUUUAAUUUUUGUUGUCUGCUGUAAUAAAAAAGGGAAAUCCAUCUAUUUGCCCAAGGCCAAAACAAGCCAUCAUCAUUUGUAGUUUUUUUUUCUGAGUUCAUACAUUCAGGCCUGUUUACAGUUAACACUUCCCUGCCUAGCAUCCACCCCAAUCCCUAAUGCAGUUAUAUUAUAGGCAGACAUUGGACAAUAUGUGAUUGAUGUUUCAGUCCUAACAAUGAGCUUUUCUCAAAAAUGGUAAAAUGAAAGAGAGGUUAUGCAACAUAAUUUCACCAGAGACAUAAGUAAAGGAAAAUACAUAUAUAAACAAAAUCACAACAAGGCUGUAAACCGAACUGUUGGCUAAAUUCAGGUCAGAUAAUAAAAUCAGUCACAGAUAAAUGGAAAACACAAAUCAUUAGAAGUAAAUAUGUGAAUAAUGAAAAACCUUGACUAGUGAGCCAUAUUACAGUGAGUGGGGCAGAGUCAUGGUAACCAGGAGAUACGGAUAAAGAACAUGCAGAUAAUGAGUGCCUCCAAAGAGCUUUUGGUGAAAAGCAUAAUGGAGUGAUAGUAAUUCAUCGAUUACACAAUAGUAUUACAUACUUACUGUAAUUUUAUUUUCCUGGCUAUUUUACAAGGUAGCAACACUUAUGGGUACCUGUGGGUAACUCCUCCCUAGUUUAGACAACAUUAAUGAGUAAUUAAACAAUUAAGAACUGAUAAAAGCCCUCUCUCUUCUGAGCAACACAGUCUAACAAGUUCUACAAAAAAAUAACCCAGAAGGCAGCGCGGUGCUUCCAUGUAAAAUUGCCAGGAAAAGAAAAUGAUGGUAAGUAUGUGAUAUAUUUUCUGCUUCCCUGGCUAAAUAUGGCAGCAUCACUUAUGGGAACUAUCCAAGUUCCACAGAGAGGGUGGGAAAUCAAAACAAGAGAGACUUUAAUAAUGAAAAUGGAAAACAAUCUUUAGUUUAGUUGCAUAAAUCCACCAAAGCCAAAACACUUAUUUCAAAUUGAGAGGUCAAGUUUAUAGUACUUCACAAAUGUGAGGUGCGAAUACCUGGUGGCUUCCUUACAUAUCUCCUCCACUGGAACCUGCUAUGUAGAAUCCCAGGAAGUUGCCAAGCCUCUUGUGGAAUGAGCUUAAUGUUAUGUGGUGCAGGUUGGCCCUGUAAAGAAUAGGCUUUGCUAAUAGUCAAUGAAAUCCAUCAUCGGAACUUUUUGAAGACAGCUCACAACAUCCAGUUUACUUGAGAAAAAUACUUCUGGAGACUUUGGAUUGGGAAAAAUCUAAAGACAACACUUUUUUCUGUUGAAGAUUGAACUUAGAGAUCACUUUAGGCACCAGCACUACUCGAUCCUAAUGGAUCGACAAAGCUUGUAAUUCAUUUGAAAAGUUUAUAAAAUCAUGGCCUAUAUUAUAGAUUUACAUAAACUUACUUAAACCUUAUUUAGUAUUGUUGGAUAAGCUUUUCAAAUUAUUUAAUAUUUUUGGAUAAACUUUUAAAAUAUUUUUCAUAGUAUUAAAUAAUUUUUAAAGUUUUUCCAAAACUGUGAAAUAAUUUGAAAGACUUAAUCCGUCAAUAUUAACCCCUUAACGCCGUUACGGCGUUCUAUGCUGUCCCGCAUUAAAUGGGCUUUAAAGCCGUUGCGGCGGCAUAGAACGCCGUAACGGCUUUGAGCCCUGGAGCCGCUGGGAUACUUACCUUCCCGGCGCUCUGCUUCUGGAGGACUGCCUCACAGCCCAGGCAGCCCUCCCAUGCCAAAUCAGGCCCCCGGGGGCCAUGUGAUCGCUCACAUGGCCCCCUAUAGCUGGCUGUGGAUCUGCCAGCAGGGGGACUGUCUGGAGUGUCAGACAGUCCCCCUGCUGGUGGGAGGUGUAAAAAAACAAUUAAUUAAACAUGUUAAAAUAAAAUAAAAGCAUUUAUAUAUAUAUACACAUAUAUAUAUAUAUAUAUAUAUAUAUAUAUAUAUAUAUAUAUAUAAAAUAUAUAUAUUAUAUAUCUAAUUUCCUGGCCAUAUCCAUGGCAGCACAACAAUGGGUAGCUCCUCCCCUAUCCCUAGUUAGACAGGAACUAAUUAAAAUAAGGGUACAAAUACCCCCUCCUACCUCCUCCUCCCUCAGUCUUUUUGUUCCUGUCCUAUCCCUAUAGGACCAAAUUAGUCUAUUUUCAGGACUAUAAUCACUUUUUCUUUUAUGGCUUACCUGAGGGUUUUUACCUUCUGCCCCCAAGGAAGUUCAGCCUCUCUUCCUUGGGAAGCUUCAGUAUCCGGCCCUGUGCAAAGGUGUCCCCCUGAAGAUACCCCCUUAGUGACCGGGGGUUCUACUUGCAGUGACCCUAGGGGUAGCAAGAGAAAAAAAUGCCAAACAAUUCUGAUUCCCUGCAGUGACCAAGAGGUAGCAGGAAGUGGCGAGAAGACCUUAUUCUGGAUGGAUUUCUUCAUAUUGAAGUACACCCCACAUGUAUGUAUGUACAAAUACUUUCUGCAUAUAUUCUGUAUUUGUUAAAUAACAUAUGUGUGGGUUUCCCCCCCUACCUAUGAUUUCUUUGUACCUUGCUUCUAUAACUUUAACACUUGUCUUCUCGGCGUCCUGUUCCCCCUAGGGCGCAUGUGCGCCGUUUUCGCGCGUGCUCGCUUGUUCGCGGGCACGCUAGCUUCGCGUGCACGCUAGUUUCGUGUGCACGCUAUGUCCACGCGCGCGCCUAAGUCGGCGCCUGGGUUCCGGCUGCCGUGAGGGUGCCUCCUGCUAGGAGGUUGCUUCCGGGUUUGGGCCGCGCAUGCGCAGUUAGCGAGCGGUGAAUUCGCUCGUUCUGAGCAUGCGCGGAUAGGCGGUGACGUCACACGCCUAUUUAAGCGCCAAAAGUGUAUAAAGAGUUUACCUGAGGUUCUCAUUAGGUCUUUAGAGGACCUGUUGUCAUACAAUUUUCUACUUUGAAUAGUAUUUCUUUUGCAAGAAAUAUUUGAAGGUAAGUUUUACUUCUUAAAGGUAUAUACACAUUGUUUUUUUCCAUUUUUUCAUUUCUUCUUCUUCCUUUCUUUCUAUACUAAUUAAAUUACUUUUCUAGACUGUUCGUAAUCAUCUCCACAAUGGAGAAAGACAAAAGGAGAUCAAUUUCUUCUGAUUCGGACUCUUCUGGAUAUAAAAAUAGGUCACACUCUAGGAGUUAUAGGUAAGCCAUAUCAUAUCAUUAUUUUUUCUUCUGGAAUAUAGGAUACAUAAAGUAAAAGAGUGCUAAUAUGAGAUAUUUCCCUAUCAUGAUAGUUCUACGGGAAAGAAAACAGUGAGAUCAUCCAAAGGAAAAUCUCCAAAGAAAAAUCAAUGCAAAGCCUGUAAUAAUAAUAAACGGUUAAUAAACGGUUAUGUGCAGAAUGUUUAUCUGAAGCGGCUGGAACAUCUAAUCCUUCAAUGGAAUUUGUACAGUUCAUAAAACAAGCGGUGGCUCAAGGUAUCAAAGAAGCGGGGGCAAGUCACAAAAGACCCCGGUUACAUGAACCUUUAGAUUACCAACAUAAUGAUUCGUCAGAUGAAUCCAUGGAUAUGGAAUCAUACCAGGGGAAUUUCUUAUCUUCAGACGAAGAAGAAACUCAGGCCCCUGCAGAUUUUCUAGAACCUGCUCAGAUAGACCACCUCAUUUACAAAGUCCGUAAAUCUUUGAGCUUGAAGGAAGCAGUUGCAGAACAGUCAACCUCUUAUCGUUAUUUCUCAGACUUCAGAAAGAAAAGAGCAACCUUUCCAGUGCAUGAUACUAUUAAGGAAUUAAUUAAAGACGAGUGGUCUAAUACAGAUAAGAAACUUUCAGCACAAGGCAGAAUAUCUCGCCUCUAUCCUUUUGACAAGUCUGAUUCUUACCAUUGGGAUAAUGCCCCUAAGGUGGAUGCGGCAGUAGUUCGACUCGCAAAACAUACCACAUUACCAGUAGAUGAUGCAGGCUCAUUUAGACACCCAAUGGACAAAAAGAUGGAUCUGCAUCUCUCAAAGGCUUAUGUUGCAGCAGGGACUGGUUUUCACCCUGCUAUAGCUCUUACUUCAGUGUCCAGGGCCCUAAAAAUCUGGAUCGAAAACUUGGAAGAAGAUAUCAGAGAUGGGAGAAACAGAUCUUCUCUUCUGGAAAGAUUAAAUGAUAUUAAACUGGCCGUUGACUUUACCUCAGAAUCCUCGGUGGACAUGGUGAAGGCCUUAGCAAGGAACAUGGCUCUUUCAAUUUCAGCUAGAAGAGCAUUAUGGCUGAGAUCCUGGUCCGCAGAUUCAUCAUCAAAGUCUAGUCUAUGCGCCCUUCCUUUUUAUGGUGAGAUGUUGUUUGGUAAAAACCUAGACGAGGGCAUCAAAAGAGCUGCAGAAGGUAAAAAAGCCUUUCUUCCACAAGACCGGAAAACCAGUGGAUCCUUUCGAGCCAGAAGAUACUCUGAAUACCCCUCUUUUCGCGAUACCAGAUCUUAUAAACCAGGAAGAGAAUAUGGAAGAUCUAUUCCAUGGAGAGGUGGACAUUCAUCCAACAGAGGAGGAAAGUCUAGAGGUUCCUCAUUUCACAAGAAGCCUUUAUGACAAUCCCACCUACCAUUCUGGAGGAGUAGGUGCCCGUCUACUACUAUUCCAGAAUAUGUGGAAACAUUCAACUCAAGACAGAUGGGUGCUGGAUAUCAUACAAAGAGGUUAUCUUAUAGAAUUCUCCACAAGGCCGCCACCUCGCUCCUUCCAGAAGACAAUCUGGCCAAGAGAUGUAGAAAAAAGAGAUUCCCUAAAAAAGUUUAUCUCAUCCCUUCAAGACGAUGGAGUUAUCGUUCAAGUUCCAAGAGCUCAACGAACACAUGGGUUUUACUCCCAUAUCUUUCUCACCAGAAAAUCCACAGGGGGAUGGAGACCAAUAUUAGAUCUAAGCAGACUAAACAAGUUCCUAAACAUAAGGAAAUUCAAGAUGGAGUCUCUUCAAUCCAUCGUAAAAGCAGUUUUUCCAGAUCAAUGGCUCAUGUCAAUAGACCUGGCAGAUGCGUAUUACCAUAUUCCCAUAGCACCCCAGCAUCAAAAAUUCCUCAGAUUCGCUGUGGAAGAGGGUCAUUUUCAGUUCCGUGCUCUCCCUUUUGGGCUAAGCACUGCUCCACGUACUUUCUCAAAAGUUCUGGUGGUUCUCAUCGCAGAACUCAGGAAGAAAGGCAUUGCAGUAUAUCAUUACCUCGACGACAUCUUGAUUCUGGCAGAAAACAGAGAUAUAUUAGAAGAUCACGGCCUGAUAUGUAUACAGUAUCUUCAACAACACGGAUGGAAGAUCAAUUUCGCCAAAAGCAACCUAAAGCCAUCCCAGAACAUGAUAUAUCUAGGAGCAGCAUUCAACACUGCAGAAGGUUCCGUCCAACUAUCCCCAGAAAGGGGUAUGAAAAUUCGGAAAAAAGUCAAAGACAUGUUAGCAUCCAGUGUUUCCUCAGCAGAGACAACUAUGAGCCUCCUGGGAUCAAUGUCCUCCACCAUAGGACUUACAAGAUGGGCCCAAUGGAGAAUGAGGCCUUUCCAAAGGAAUUUCCUUUCUCAAUUCAAGGGCAAUCUGUCUCAACCUAUAAUGAUCCCUCCUCACGUACAAGAAUCCCUGAAGUGGUGGACCCAGAAAGAGUCUCUCUUCAGAGGUUAUCCCUUAGGAAACAUUCCAUGGAUCAUCAUCACCACAGAUGCCAGUCAAUGGGGCUGGGGAGCCCACCUUCAAUACAACUAUGUUCAGGGGAAAUGGGCAUUUUCAACCUCCGACACCCCUUCGAAUCUUCUAGAACUUCUGGCAGUUUUCAAGGCUCUAAUGCACUUCCAGCAACUUUUACUUCACAAAUGGGUCAAGAUCAGGACAGACAAUGCCACAGUUGUGGCAUAUAUAAAUCACCAAGGAGGGAUGAGAAGUUGCAGAAUGAUGAAACUUAUGAAACCUUUGAUGUCCUGGGCUCAAAUGAAUUUGGAGAAUAUCUCUGCAAUACAUCUCCCAGGAACUCAGAACUCUGUGGCAGACUUUCUCAGCAGGGUGAGAUUAGACCCGGGAGAAUGGAGUCUAUCAGACAUAAUAUUUCUACAGAUCGUAGAAAAAUGGGGCCUUCCCCAGAUAGAUCUAAUGGCUACAAGCAACAACAGAAAAGUCAAGAACUUCUUUUCGAGAAUUCCAGAUCCCCAAGCCAUAGGAAGAGACGCAUUGACAUGCAGUUGGAACUUCGACCUGGCUUAUGCCUUUCCUCCGAAGCCCCUCAUCUUCCCUCUGCUAAGGAGACUACGACAAGAGAAGACAUCACUGAUUCUAAUAGCCCCUUUUUGGCCUCGCAGACCUUGGUUCCCGCUCCUACUAAGUCUGUGCAAGAAGGAUCCAUGGCAUCUUCCAGUUGUCCCAUUCCUGCUACAUCAGGGUCCAAUUCAUCAUCCAAACCCAGCAUCCCUUCGUCUGAUGGCAUGGUACUUGAAAGGGAUGGGUUAAAGAACAAGGGGUUUUCAAGAUCAGUAAUCGAGACUCUUCUUCAAGCAAGGAAGAAGUCCACUUCAUCCACGUACUACAGAAUAUGGGAUGUAUUUUCUUCAUGGGCCAGUUCAAGGCCCUUUGAUAUUUUGAACCCUUCAACUACUGACAUUCUUGAUUUUUUACAAUCAGGUCUAGAGAAGGGAUUGAGUUAUAACACUUUAAAAGUACAUGUUUCAGCUCUCUCUGCUUUAACUAAUCAUAGAUGGGCUCUGGAUCCGGACAUAGCUAGAUUUCUGACUGCAGUCCUCAAGAUCAAGCCACCCAUUAAGUCUAUUACUCCGCCAUGGGAUCUCCCUCUGGUCCUGAAGGCUCUUAAAGCAGAUCCUUUUGAACCUAUGGCAUCAAUUUCCUGUCAUCUUCUCACGAUCAAGACAGUUCUACUAGUAGCCCUAGCCUCUGGUAGAAGGGUUUCUGAUCUUCAGGCUCUUUCGGCUCGAGAACCUGUUACGAUAUUUCAUAAGGACAGAGUCAUCCUGAGAACGGUUCCAGAAUUCCGCCCUAAGGUUACUUCAGAGUUCCAUAUGAAUGAAGAAAUAAUCCUUCCAGCAUUAAGUACAGAAGAAUCUAAUAACGGGGAAAACGCUGAUGAUGAUACUAUCGACCUAGUAAGAUGUCUUAAGAUAUAUAUACAAAGAUCCUCAGAAUGGCGUAUUUCGGAAAGGCUUUUUGUUAUUCCUAAUGGCCCUAGGAAGGGUCUGCAAGCUUCGAAAGCCACUAUCAGCAGAUGGAUAGUUUCGGCCAUUAUCCAAUCUUAUAGAUCAUCUAAUACAAGUGUUCCUGAAGGUUUGAAAGCUCAUUCUACACGUUCCCUUUCUUCAUCCUGGGCAGCUGCAGCAAAGGUUUCUACAGAACUGAUUUGCAAAGCAGCCACUUGGUCAUCUUCUAAUACAUUUAUUAGACAUUAUCGUUUAGAUGUAAGAGCUGGCCAAUACGAUGGAUUUGGCAGAUCAGUUCUUUCUGCCUCAAAGGAUUAACUACUAUUCUUUUUGUUCAUCACAUUGAGUUGUUUGUGAUAAUACACUUGCAUUAUAUAAUAAUGUGUCUGAGUUUUUCUUUCCCUCCCUUGGUUUUAGCUUGGGUAUUACCCAUUGUUGUGCUGCCAUGGAUAUGGCCAGGAAAGAGAUAAAUUUACUCAUACUUACCGUAAUUUUCUUUUCCUGGUCAUAGGCCAUGGCAGCACAAAGGUCCCACCCAGGGAUAUUGCUGUUAACUAGACUGAGGGAGGAAGAGGUAGGAGGGGGUAUUUGUACCCUUAUUUUAAUUAGUUCCUGUCUAACUAGGGAUAGGGGAGGAGCUACCCAUUGUUGUGCUGCCAUGGCCUAUGACCAGGAAAAGAAAAUUACGGUAAGUAUGAGUAAAUUUAUCUCUAUAUAUACAUCUUAUAUAUAUGUAACGUGAUACUUAAUGUAUUUUCAUGUUAAUAUAAGCACAUAUAUUAAUCUUAAAAUACACUUAGAAUGACGUUACAUAUAUACAAGAUAGAUAUAUAUAUUGUAUAUAUUAUACAUAUAUAUAUAUAUUGUUUAUAUAUAUAUAUAUAUGUAUAAUUACAAUAGUAAAUAAGUAAAAUAAUAAAAUAAAUUAAUAAAAUAUUUAAAACAAAUUUAAAUAAAUUAUAUGUACACUUAGAAUGACAUUCUAUAUCUAUCUAUCUAUAUAAAAAAUACAAAGAACUGCAAAUAUUUAUAUAUAGAUAAAUAUAUAUACUUACAUAAAUAACUACAUAAGUAUACAUGUAGAAUUUAAAUACAUAUAUAUGUAUAUAUAUAAAACUUCUACGUGUAUGCUUAAGUAAUAUUUUAACAUAAUUAUGUGAUUUACUUAAUUAAAAUUUGAUUGACGUGCCUGACAACCAAAGCAGCAAGUGCAGAGAAUUGAAUUUGCACGCGCUAUAUUUAACCCUGUAACUCUCCAAGACACCAUAAAACCUGUACAUGGGGGGUACUGUUUUACUCGGGAGACUUCGCUGAACACAAAUAUUAGUGUUUCAAAAUGAUACAUUGUAUUACAACAAUGAUAUAUUUAGUAAAAGUGACAUUUUAUGCAUUUUUCACACACGAACGGCACUUUUACUGACAAUACUAUUGUUGUAAUAUGUUUUACUGUUUUGAAACACUUAUCUCUAUGUUCAGUGAAGUCUCCCAAGUAUAACAGUACCCCCUAUCUACAUGUUUUAUGGUGUUUUGGAAAGUUAGAGAGUCAAAUAUAAGGCUUGCAUUUCAUUUUUUUCACAUUGAAAUUUGCCAGACUGGUUACGUUGCAUUUGAGACCAUAUGGUAGCCCAGGAAAGAAAAUUACCUCCAUGAUGGCAGACCAUUUGAAAAAGUAGACAACCCAAGGUAUUGCAAAUGGGGUAUAUCCAGUCAUUUUUUAGUAGCACUUAGUCACAAACACUGGCCAAAUAUUUGUUUUUUGCUUUUUUCACACAAAAACAAAUAUGAACACUAACUUUGGCCAAUGUUUGUGACUAAGUGGCUACUAUAAAACACUGGACAUACCCCACUUGCAAUACCUUGGGUUGUCUACUUUUGCAAAUGGUAUGCCAUCAUGGGGGUAAAUCUAAUUCCUGGGCUACCACACGGUCUCAAAGGUGACAUUACUAAUCUGGCAAAUUUCAAUGUGAAAAACCUGAAAAAUGGAAUGUGCUAUAUUUGAUCCUUUAACUUUCCAAAACACCGUAAUAACUGUUAAUGGGGGGUACUGUUGUACUCGUGAGACUUUGCUGAAUCAAAAUAUGUUGUUUUUUUUUUGCAGUUAAAUCUAACGGUAUUAUGACAUUUACAGCUAAAAAAAUUUUUUUUACAAAUCUUAAUUUCUUACAGUUUUUUUAAAUUUUAUUAAUAAUAAAUUAUGUUUCAAAUAUGAAUAGUUCAUGAAAAAUUAAAGCCCAGUUUCUCCUGACCAAAAUGAUAUAUAAUAAGUGUGGGUGCACUUAAUAUGAAUGAGGUGAAUUACGGUUGAACAGACAUAUAGAGCAAAUACCAGUUUUUGUUUACAUUUUGUUUUGAUCAGAACGUGUACUAUUGACUCCGUCCUGAAGGGGUUAAAUCUAGGUCUUUUGUUUCUUCAUGUUGUGUAUGUUUGCUCUUGCAAUGCUCACAGCACAGCCAACCACAGCAAUUGUCAAGAAAAAAAAAAGUAUUUAUAUUUAUGCUAACAAUACAGCUAUAUUAUACAGAUAAUGAAUUUGAAAUAUAUACAUUAAAAAAAAAGUAACUUUCAGGAUACUGUAUUUGCAAAUCCGCGAUACAGAUUGGGAAGUGAUUCAAAACUCUAAUUCUAACCUCUUGUUGCUCCAAAUGAGAAUGUGUAACCCUAGCAUAUCCCUGAAGGCAUUUGUGGGUAUGACAUUUAGACAUUGACACCAGUUUCAUUCAUGAAAACACAUGAAUGAAACUGCUACACAAUUUUACAGAACAAACUAGUUAUUUUAAAACCGUAAAAGAAGGUGUAGUGUCUGAAGUGUCCUUUGGGGAAUGUAUGUAAUGACAAAAAAAGGAAAUACAAAAAAGACUGAUAGUGUAGUAAGUUAAAAAUGUCUUGAUAGAGUAAGGAAAAUUAACAUUUGUACACUCACACUUUUAGGGAGCUUAAAUACAGCUCCAGCUUGCACGCCUGGGCAGAAUGAUCCCAGCCUAUGGAUAUAUUGUGGUACAGAUUCUUCAAAUUGUCCUAAUAGUAAUGGGUAUCCUCAUAAAAAUAUAAAAGACGAAGUAAAAGUAAAUAGUGUAGUAUGUUGAGCUUAAAAGCAGAGGUAUGCAUGUAUAUAAAUGUGAGUGUACAAAUUUAAAAUUUCCUUACUCUGUCAAGACGUUUUUAACUUACUACAGUAUCAGUCUUUUUUGUAUUUCCUUUUUUUGUCAUUACAUACAUUCCCUAAAGGACACUUCAGGUACUACACCUUCUUUUCCUGUUUUAUCCUACCCCCUAUCAGACGAGAGACUCUGUUUUAGUGAUUAAGCUGCCUUUGGACUAUAUUAGUAAAGGCUAUGGAUUGGUUCGUUUGUAGAAACCAAUGAGGGAGGGUUUUGGAAGACAAAGGACAUUCUGCAGCUUAUAACAACAUUGAGGAAUACGUAGUUCCUUAUAUUAGAAUGGCUCAGUUAUUAUCCAUCUAGAACAGAGUUCCCUUGUGAAACUUUAGUUUAUCUCAUUCUAAUUUUAUCAUUUCAUCUAUUUGAGUAUCUGCAUCAUCAGUGUGCACUUUCAUUCAUAGUAUUCACUUCCUGUUACAGUUUCCUCAGUACCCUGUUUUUUAGAGUAUGCUAACCAUAUUAUCAUAUAACCAUUUAACUUCGAAUUCAUAUACUAACAAAUAACAUCUGUUUUCUAUUUGUAAGCUUUGGUUACGAUUAAUUCACAAUCACGUGGAUUUAAGUCAUACUAUAUGAUAAUUCCAAUUAGAAAUAUUGCCACUGUCUCUACAAACUAUGUUGCCACAGUUUUUUAAUAGAUACCAGUGUAAUCUUGUUUUAUUGUCGCCAUACUCUGGCUAUCAAAUAGAAAUGUCUGAAAGGUUAAGAUAAUUGUAAUUGACUUAUCAUAUUUAUUUAAUAGGUCGGACUCAUAUUAGGCAUCAUCCUCAUGCUGACAGGUCUAGCAGUCCUUGCGGUUGGCUUCCUGGUACCUCCGAAAAUCGAGGCUUUUGGAGAAGAUGAUUUUGUUGUUGUGGAUAGCCAUGCCAUUCAGUUUAAUGGAGCACUUGAUAUCUGUAAGUUAUCUGGUGCUAUUUUGUUCUGUAUCGGAGGAACUACCAUGGCGGCAUGUCUCUUAUUGUCUGCUUUUGCAAAGAGUUACUCCAAAGAAGAAAAAUACCUUCAACAAAAAUUUAAAGAGAGGAUAGCAGACCUAAAAGCUCACGUCCACCCUGUGACAAAGGCCCCAACACCUGGAGAAUCAAAGAUACCGGUCACUCUGUCUAAAGUUCAGAAUGUUCAGCCUUUAUCUGAAACUUGACAUUCAAUCAUUAGUGUGAAAAAAAUUAAAUUGAAAAUGGUCAGCUUUUUUGAAUGUUACAGUGAAAGUUUAAUUUUGUAGUUCGGUCAAACUGUACCUGGUUGAGAAAUAUGUUGAUAGGCCCACUAUCAGCAAAAUGUGAAAAGAUCACAGGUUUUCGUCUGUUAAUGUGGGCAUUUUACUUUCCAUAAAUGGUAAAAUUUCCCAAAUCCGUACAGUUGGUUACUCACAAUAUGCUACUUAACAGCUACAGCAAAAUGCUGUUUGUGUCGUGGUUUGGCUUUUUUUGCACUUGCAUAUGAUUUAUGUUUUCUUACAGAUCUUAAUUGAAUGGGGAAAUAUUUUCAAUGCUGUGUGCCAAGUAUCUAGGAUGGUUGACUCAUAUCUAUUAUGAUAUGCUUGACAUAUUGGCCUGACCACAGAAGCUUGAGAGUACAUUCAUUUUACAAUUGUGUUGUUUAGUGCUUAGACCUAAGAUUUAUAUCACUUCCUUAUUAUUUUAGCUUUCUUAGUCUUUGUUUAUCUCAGUGUGUAAUCGAAGCCUUUAUUUCACAGUGCAUUCCUUUGACACUUUUCAGUAUCAAUCAUAAAAUUGGUUUCUUGUUUAGUCUGUUCCUGCACAAACAUUCUACAGCCAACAUUAAAGGCAAAUUUAAACCUCAAAGGAAAAAUAAAAGAAUUGAAGUAGAAACUAGGUUUUCACAAUUACAUCACAGCUUCACAAUUUGCUGUCCGUGCUAAUUUAAUGACAAAAGUCAGUGUUUACAUUUUUACACAUACUCAAACGCUUACGGAUGCAGAAGAAAUUGGUACUUCAUUAAUGUCCAUUAUACCAGGGUUAAUGGUAGUUGUUCUGUGAUCUUUAAAAAGCAGUUCAUCAUCACAUGGUAUUGUGUUUCUUUGUAGAAAGGGGCGCAAGGAAAAAUAAAAUAAAAAACCUGCUAAUGCAUCCCUAAUCAACGCAAGCAGAACAUUAACUUUACAUUUCUUAUAUUGAAAGAACAUUUUAUUGACAUUUCUAGAGUUUUCUUGGAGCAAGAUGACCCCUGUUACAAUUGAAAAAUAAUAACACAUUUUGCAUUUAUUCUGUCAUCUGUAGAGUAGGUGAAAAAGCAAACUAUCGUUUAUUUUAUUUUUUUACUUCAACACAAAAGCAUUUCCAAAUAUCUAGUAACACAAUUCGAUGAGCGCCUAGUUCUCCAGCCAUAAUAGACAUCUGUAUUUCAGCUGUUGCGGACUAACACUAGCACUAGAUCAAUAAUCUGGUUGAGAUUCAUAGGAAUCGUGGUCCCCAGCUAAUGGCAUGCAGAUGUCAGUUACCCCAAGUACAUUUUAUCAAGACUCCUAGAAUGAUUUUUUUGGAAUUAUGUUUAUUCAGGGAAAAUUAAAAGAGCAGAGCUUGUUUUUUGACUUUCAUAAAUUUACAUUAUUUAUUUAUAAUACUUUCCACACUGACCAAAAGUCACCUGUAUAUUGACAUAUUUAUCACUGCCAAAGUGCUCUUUAAUAAAUCCAAUUACCAACUGAUGGCAACUUUCAUAUAUUUGCACAUUUGUCACAAUGCAGAGAAACCAGUAUACAUAACCAUUUCACCAGCCUGUGCACAAAUGUGUUGAAGAUUGUAAGUCAACGUACUCUGCAUUUCAGGUUCACUAGCUGGAAGGCAACUGUAGAAUAUAGUCUGGGAGCCCAUAACAGGACAGUGGAGAAAAACGGCCUUGUAAGAAAAUGUUUUACUCAGACCUGACAGCUCUCUUAACCAGCAAUGGAAGUUAAUAUUUGGUGAUAUUCUAUGUGUUUUCCAUGGUUCUUUUAACUUAUAAACAGUGUGAAAAGAGGGUUAAAAAAGCUGGGGAAAGUGGAAAUGUUUUACAGAUUGAAUGCUGCAGUUUACCUACUCCUUUUCUGAAGACUUUUUAGGUGUCUGCCAAAAUAGUCAUAUUUUCAUAAAUAUCCAACGCUGCUAUUUUGACUUACAUUUUGCAACAUAUUUGUCAGAAUGCUACAAUGCAAGGUUAGUGAAUUAAAAACCCAUUCAAACCCAAUGCAAAGCUUUAAAAAUAAUUUAUCUGUAAUUUUGCCAUUUUAUAUUAUUAUUUUAGUUCCUCCUGGCUUCGCUAUAGAUAUAUAUUUCUAUUUUGUAUGGUAAUGCAGACAAUCUGAGAAGUUACAAGGGAUGUUGGCUCCAUGACCAAGAAACAAAAUGGAUGCUUUGUUUAACAAUUUCUUUAUUUUUUGAAUAUCAAUCCCUAGACAUACAGCUCAAUAAACAUUUUAAAGUGGCACAGUAUAUUCUCCCCAACACUCCUGCUGGAUUUCCUACUGACAUAUGUAGACGAAUUCCCAAGGUGUCAUUCAACGAAUGUCAUUCAACGAAUGUCAUCCACCGAUAACUCCUGCUGUUGACAAAAUGAAUAAGACCCUACAAAGUGAAAAUGGUUGUACACCACAAACUUUUCUUGCUAACUGGGUAACAUUUAAGAAUUAAGUACUUAUUGCAGGAUGCUACAUGUAAAGUGUCACACCACAGAAAUGUGUUUACAUGAUAAGUUGUUGCAUUUCACCAUUUUAAUCAUUGUAGUUUGAUAGAGGAUGUAAUAUCAAAAUCCACACCUGUAAUUUACAACCUUGUUAAUGUUCUGCAGUAGCCUGUGUCUUUCAAUUGCGUACACUGUCUAGAGCACAGUAAAACGUCUUCCCUUUAAUGCCUGGAUAAAUUGUGUCUGGGAAGGGAAAGAUGAAUGUAAUAACAUGUUAUCAGUUCUAUUACUAUGUUUCUCUCAGAGUACAGUAACAAGCCAAAAAAACACAGUUGUCUACAUCGGAGAUUUUGAGACAAAACCUAUACAAAUAUGCAAAUAUGCAAAGCCAAUAUCUUGAAUUAUCCAGAAAACAUGUUACCAUGUGCUAAUUGUAUGUUUAAAAGGAGUAAUAAUAAAUGUUUUUAUACUUUUUCCCUUUCCCCAUUGCAAGAGUGCAGUAAAGUCAUCAACUUUAUGUCAUACUUAUAUCAAAUAAGAGAACUUUAUAAAUGUGAUGUUCUAUUUUUAUAGCCAUAUUAAUAUAUUCCUUCACUUAGUAUGUGUUCUGUCUACACGUAUAUAUGACUUUUUUUCAGCAACAAAAAAAAGAGAUCAACUUUUUUUUUGUCUUAAAAUACCAAUAAUUCUAAUUUUUAAAUGCAGUCAUUAUAUCAUAUUGACUUUAUCUUGUAUGAUUGGGACACUAUCUUCACCUGAUCAUGUGUUAAUUCACAAACAGUGAAGUAUGAUAAACUGAAAUUAUUAUUAUGCUAAAUGUAGGCCAAAAUGUUCUCUAUGAAAAAAUAAAUAGCUCAAAUUUUCUAUCUUAGCUAUAUGGGUCUCCGUUUUGAAAUUCAGUUGUCAAUUUAAACAUAAUUCAGGGUUUUGUGAUUCACUUACACUGUUUGUUGCACUUGCUUUUCCACUUGUUGGAACUUAAUGUUGCUGCGAGUAGAGCUAGCACAUCAUUAAUCAACAGAUACUUCACUUCUAACUAGUGAUGUCCCGAACUGUUCGCCGAACGGUUCGCCACAAACGGUUCGCCACGGACUCAUCAUUGAGUAAACUUUUACCCUGUACCUCACAGUCAGCAGACUCAUUCCAGCCAAUCAUCAGCAGACCCUCCCUCCCAGACCCUCCCACCUCCUGGACAGCUCACUAAGAAUGCAGCUUCACAAUGGAUGCUGUCCAGGAGGUGGGAGGGUCUGGCAGGGAGGGUCUGCAGGGAUUGGCUGGAAUGUGUCUGCUGACUGGGUGGUACAGGGUCAAAAUUUACUCAAUGAUGAGUCCGCGGCAAACCGUUCGUGGCGAACCGUUCAGUGAACAGUUCGGGACAUCACUACUCCUAACACUUAGGGUUUAUUAAACUGGGAUUUGUAAGGUAUUGACAAUGGAAUCGCACAUUUUACAACAAAAUUGUUGAAACCAGAAAAAAACUAGUUUUUCUAAUCUCUAAUAUUUUGGCCUAAAAUUAGCAAUUCCUUCUCAGUCCUUCCAUAUUUCUACACCUCCUUUAUAUGCUACACAAAUCAGACAUCUAGAUGUUUAACAUUAUUGUGAAUAGCAAAGGAAUAAUGAAAUCGUAGAUAAUGUUAAUUUUUACAUAUUUUCUUCACUUGUAAACUGUUGUUGCAAGAACGUUGAGCGAUAUCAGGAAUUGUUGAUGGAAACCGAAGCUUUGUCUGUUUACAAGUGAGAAAAAAAAAAUGAGAUGUUCCAAAUGUUCAUUGUAGAGGUCACAUGAUUAGUAGAUGCCAUCUGUAUUGUCUGAAAUAAACCACUGUUGAGCAAUGAC
Pelobates cultripes (western spadefoot toad) is the source of this 34794-nucleotide messenger RNA. NCBI's taxonomy places the organism in Eukaryota, Metazoa, Chordata, Amphibia, Anura, Pelobatidae. The record is from the annotation of a GenBank genome assembly.